Molecule: messenger RNA, 1158 nt
Organism: Linderina pennispora
Lineage: Eukaryota; Fungi; Kickxellomycota; Kickxellomycetes; Kickxellales; Kickxellaceae
Exons: 1
Coding region: 50-1072 (340 amino acids)
Source: RefSeq, a predicted model, not a curated record
UUCCAUUUCACUCACAUAUCCUGCUCAGCCUUUAUUGAACUCUUUCUUCAUGACCAAUCUCACCAAGAAGGCCGAUUCUGACAAUGAUUCAAUACUAGAUGGAAUCGACUGUCUAUCAGACACGACCGUUCGUACACCUGAGAUGUCUGCCAGUAUCAUAUCAGUUAUUGGAGAGCAGCAAGACAUCAAUGCUGACGAUGACAUAGUCAUUGGUUAUCUGCGGACGAUUAUUGGAUAUCGUUCUUCUAUUCACUCGUAUCAGCAGCAGAACUUCCUGAAGGCAUAUACGGCUAUCAUGUCUGGCGAGGUUAUUCGUAUCCCUAAUAGGACGUACAGAUCAUUCAGUGUGGAGUCUUUGGAGGUGCGUGUGAAGCAUCACAACUCAAAGCUCAAGGACAUUGUACAAGGUGUUGGCGUUGUUUGCUGCAUACUGGAUGACAUUAUACAGGCGUAUAUCGGCGUACUCAGUCAUGAAGCAAAGCUCAGUGCCAUUAGGGAGCAUAGAUUGUAUUUCCAUGAGGUUUUGGAUUCAGGCUAUAUUACUUUCGACUCGCUUAAAUUCGCUCAAUACCCUGCUUCGUACCUUGAAGACUUUAUUCCAUGGGUAGUUUGCGAUAAAGAUUUACAGUUGAGCAACUGUCGCUCGUACCUUGCUACCCACGGGUCACCUCUGGUUAGAUAUGUUCUGGAGAACCACAUUGCGGGUACUGAAGACUGGGACUCAGCAAAAACUGCUCUCGUAAAGGAAUUCACGCCGAAGGCUUCCCAGGAAGAAGUAGCAAAAAGCAAAAGCAAAGUAGCUGCAAUGAUGACCUGGGCUGACAUAAACGAGUAUCUGGAAAGUACCUAUUGCAAUACUUGGCAUAAAGGUAGUACGUAUUCCAGCCCUUGCCGUAUUUAUGAUUCACUUUUCUCUCACAAGCGCGUUGAUAAUGUUACAUAUAUUGCAACCUACUGCUGUAUGUCGUUCGUUAGUGCCAUCACCAACCAUUCCCAGCAGGAGUUCAUUGUGAGUGCUCUGAAGAAGAAGAGUAUUAAGUGUAUCUCAACCUUCAACUUUGGCACUUUGUAAUGGCCAUCUCAUUCUUUCCCUCUUUCUAUAUUACCCUUGUUUUAAAUAAAUUCUCCUUGCAGUAUGCAUUCGUCAUUAUAAUUCUG